GAAAAAGAAAAUAUUUUUUUUUGCAUUAUCUAGUUUACAAAACUACUGUAGUAUGUACCUAAAUAACGAAAUCUAUGAAGAUUACUAGGAAAUUUCAUUCACUAAAGAAGUGAAAACUCCGCCACAUAAUCCUGUAAUUCCUCCUGUUUGCUGAGCAAAUAUCUUUUUAAUUUCUUCUUAAAUGUAACCUUACUCUUAAGGUUCUUUAUAGGCGAAGGGAUAUUAUUCCAGCAUUUAGUGGCGGAGUACGUGAAUGAGCCCCUAAAAGCUGCAGUACGAUGAAAAGGGACUCGAAGCACAUUACGACAACUUCGUAGACCCCUUUCAUUGUCACUAGACCAAUUCUACUUAUUAAAUAAAUAAGGUGGCUUGCCCAGUUUGAUAACGCCAAAGAGAAGACCUGCAAGAUGCAAUUUUCUCCUAGACCUCAUUUUUAACAAUCGGUGAUAGUUUAAAAAAGGAGUAACAAGAGUUCUGGAAGGAAUGUCAAAACAAAAUCUUGCACAUGCAUUCUGCACUCUUUGUAUGAGACGCUUUGUACGACACAAAAGCCGAGGUCCGAAGACAACGUCAGCGUAGUUAAGUUUAGACAGCACCAAAGCCUCUACUAGCUGCGUACGUAAUUCAAUUGAUAAAUAAAGACGAACGUUGUAAAGAAAUACGGAGCAUUCUUCUCCAGCACCACAUCUUGAAAGCGUCUAUGCGCUGCCAAUCAGCUGACUUGAUCGUCCAGGUCUCAGCUGCAUAAGUAAAUAUGGGAAAGAUCAGUGCAUGGACAAGACGCUUCUUUGUGUUUAUAGAGAUAUUCCUGUCUUUCCACGUUCUAUGCAGUUGAGACAUGGCACUUUUGGCCAUUUCUAUUCUUCUUCGGAUUUCAGUUUCGCACGAGCCGGUAUUAUUGAUACUCGAUCCGGAAGUCGGGCAAAACUUUAUAUAUCUACAAAGUUUUGCACGAGUUCCAAAUUCAGUAAACCCAUAAUUUAUUAGCACGGUCUAGGAUCAUUACUUUGGUUUUGGUUCUGUUUAUAGAGAGGCCCAUUUCUUCGCUCACUUGAGCCAUUCUGUCCAAUAGGGUUUUCAUUUCAGUCUCAGAUCCUGCUAAAAGAGUUGUGCCACCAGCAUAACGCAAAUUAGUUAACUUUACUCCACCAAUGCUGAUGCCACCAUUCCACUCUUCGAGAGUCCGUCUCAUAAUAUAUUGAACAGGAUAGGAGAAAGCACACAGCCCUGCCUGACACCUUUGCGAAAGUUAAAAGUAUUCGAAGUAAUGUCAUCUAUCCUUACGAUUCCUACACUACUAUUAUAAAGAUUCUUUAGCAGUGUAACUAGAUGAUGUGGUACUCCCAAUUCUGUUAGCGCUCUCCAUAAACAGUCCCAGUUAGCGCAGUCAAAAGCUUUGCUAUAAUCGAUAAAACACAUGAUCACUGGCGUGUUAAAUUCAUAGGCUUUUUCAAUUAAUUGCCGUACAUUUUGUUCACGGGUGCCUUUGCCUUUAACGAACCCUGCCUGCUCUUGCGGGAUCUGCUAAUCCAAGUAAUGUCGGAUUAGGUUGUUAAUUACAUAGAGCAGUACUUUACUGGCGUGGGAGAUUAGAGACAGUGUUCGAUAAUGAUCGCAUUUUUGCGUAAAUCCCUUUUUAUGUAGAGAAACUACGACUGACAGAGCCCAGUCAUUCGGCCAUCCACCGUUACGCCAAAUAAAAUUGCAGAUCAUGUGUAACAUAUCGACACCUCCUAGAGCUUUUAAUGCUUCAGCUGUAAUUUGUAAAAGUUUCCUGAAAAACCAAACAAUCUAAGGUGCUUGGUGUUGUUUCGUAGGUAGAGUUCGUUUCCUGGGUGCUUUUAAUCGAAGUGUAAAAUCUGCGACUAGAAGGGAAUUACGCUCCUCUAAAUAUAGCCUGACUAACGGGACUUGCACCUUCUACUGUUAAAGCCGAAGUCCAGAAUCUAAAUCACCAAUAGAAAGCCUCCCAUACUUGUCAGAGACUACGAAAAACUCUAUAGAGCGAAUAUCUUACAGAUUAUGUGCCACUAUACAUUUUUUAAAUUUUGGACCAAGUUCUCGACUUUUCGAGUGCGACUUGUGGAAAUUAUUAGCGAAUACAGAUUACAAUUUCUCUGAUAUCGAGAUCAAAUAGACCAUGUCUUCCUAUAUAAUCUGCAUCUACGUUGGGAAAUACAGAUUAAACAAUUAUACAUUAUCGAUGUAAUGAGCAGCGCCAUCUACCGGCCUGAAAUGUCACCGCUUCCUUUCGAAUAGAUGUCGCGCCUCUCUAAAUGGAUCUACAAAAUAAAAAAAAAUAGGAACGGUGUGAAAUACCUAAAAAAAACCCCGUUACAAUAAACCACGAUCUUCAUCAGAAUCGCAAAAAACACUCUCAAGGUGUCAAUUGUGAUAGGCAUCGCGUCACACCCGCCAGUGUCAGAGCGAGCCGCAAACGCCAUCUGGUAGGGGUGGAGCUUUCUCGAUAAUGACAUAGACUACUGCGCAAUCGAUGCGUCCACCUCUCUCUGUACGGGGGAUCUGUCGCAGCGGGCGCAGCGGUGGCGGGGCUGGCGUACACCACAUACGCCGCGUGGAGCCGCGACCCCGGCGCCGCGCGGCGCUCGCUCGUGUGGACGCUGCUGGGCGCCGCCGACAUCCUGCUGACGAGCGGCGUGGUGUGCGCGCACGGCUGCGGCGGCGCGCGGCGCAUGGCGUGCCUGCUGGCCUACGUCGCGGAGAUGGAGCGCGCGGGCGGCGGCGAGGCGGGCGGCGGGCGCGCGCCGGUGUAUGCCACGGUCGCCUGGGCGAGCCUCCUCGCCGCCUUUUCUCACGUCUAUUUCUCGACAAUCGUCGUUUUAAAUAAUGGCGAUGAGUCGACGUUGGUGUCGUACGUGUUCGUGUACCUGCAGACGGUGGCCAAGACGGCGCUGGCGCUGGAGCGCGGGGCGCUGCUGGGCGCGCUGAGUGCGGCGCUGCGCGGCGUGCUGGCUCGCCUGGACGCGCUCGGUGCCGAGGUGCGCGCGCACGGUGAGGCGCCGCAGCGCAUGGCAGCGCACGCGGCGGCGCACGCGGCGGCACUGGCGACGGCGCGGGACGUGAAGCGCGCCUACUUGCGCCUGCAGCGGCUGGCGGCGCGCCUGCACUCGCACGAGGGUCCCGCGCUGCUGCUGCUGCUGGGCGGCAGCGUGUUCCGCACGUUCGUGUGCGUGUACAUCGCCACCUCCGCCUUCUAUCUGCACGCGAAGUUCACAUGGGAGAGAUCUGUCAGAUUGGUCGCGAUGUGCCGCAGAGAGGCUGUCGGCGACGUCGCUGCUCACCCUGUGCACGGCGCUGGCGUGGCUGCUGCUGGAGCUGCUGAAGACGGCGGCGCUGCUGGAGCCGGGCCACGGCGCGGCGGCCGCGGAGGCGGCGGGGCGCGCGGCGGCGAGUGCGGCGCUGAGUGCGGCGCGGCGCGGCGAGCUGCGCGACGAGCUGGCGGGCUUCCUGGAGCUGUUCGAGCUGUGCGGCGUGCCCCGUGCGCCGCUCGGCGUGUGCGCCACGUCGCGCUCGCUGCUGGCCGCGGUGAGUGCGGCGCUGAGUACGGUGAGUGUGCGCCGUGUAGCUCAUGCUGCUGCUGUGUAGGUCGCGGGCGGCUGCGGCACCUUCUUCGUCGUGGUGCGCCAGUUCCACCUGCAAGAGGAUCACCUCGUGUCGUAGUCUGCGGGCGGGACACAGCGUGCACCGCGGCAGGAUACAGCGACAUUCAAUAAAGGCAUAC
Messenger RNA from Bicyclus anynana (squinting bush brown), 3742 nucleotides. RefSeq lists its product as uncharacterized. Gene Ontology annotation, biological process: sensory perception of taste. The coding region runs from base 2694 to 3734 and encodes 346 amino acids. Gene Ontology annotation, cellular component: membrane. The transcript has 4 exons. NCBI's taxonomy places the organism in Eukaryota, Metazoa, Arthropoda, Insecta, Lepidoptera, Nymphalidae. The record is from RefSeq and is a predicted model, not a curated record.